UUGACAUCAUUAACUUAUUUGAUAAAAGUGAACAAUUUUUUUUUCCCUUUCCACCACCCACUAUUGCUAUUUUUCAAUUUUUAUUUCUUUUUUCUUAACUCACUUUCUAAUGCUAGUGGUUGUCUCUCCCUCUUGUUACCCUUUCUUAUUCAUAGACUCACAUGAACUCAGGAGCAUGUUAGCAGCUAAAAACACAAAGGGUUAAAAAAAGUUUUGGUACAUGGGGAGAUGAGAGAUGGAGGAUAAAGCAGAGAACCAAGAUGAUAACCACCCAUCUCUCCUCCCUAAUCACAACACAACCACCACCAUCACAACAAAAGAAGAGUCUCCAAGAAAACCCAUUGGUGGUGGGAGUGAUAGGCUUAAGAGGGAUGAGUGGAGUGAAGGGGCUGUGUCAACACUUCUUGAGGCCUAUGAGGCCAAAUGGGUGCUUAGAAACAGAGCCAAACUCAAAGGGCAUGAUUGGGAAGACGUUGCAAGAUAUGUUUCAUCAAGAGCAAACUCUACCAAAUCACCAAAGACACAAACACAGUGUAAGAACAAGAUUGAGUCAAUGAAGAAAAGGUACAGAUCAGAGUCAGCAACCACUGCAGAUGCAUCAUCUUGGCCUUUGUAUUCUCGUCUUGAUGUUCUGCUUCGUGGGACAGGACCAAUAUCCACAACACUGCCACCACCACCACCACCACCAACAACAACAACAGCACCUUCUCAAUCACCACACCCUACCAAUAACCAAUCUUUGAUCUUGUUGGAGCCAUCACAAGCACCCAAUAUUCCUGUUGCUCCUCCACCACUUGCAAUUGCACAAAAUUCACAUGGAUCCAAUGGUGUUGAAAGAUUCGCCAAGGAAGAUGGGUUAGAAACUAAGUCAUCUGAUCAUGUAUCUAACAAGAAUCCAUUGGACUCGGAUAGUAGCACUCCUGCACUUUACAGUGAAAAGGAAAAGGUAAGACACAACAAGAGGAAGAUGAAGACAGAGAAUAAGAGGAAAAGGAAAGAAGACAUGGAAAUAGCCGAAAGCAUAAGGUGGCUAGCAGAAGUGGUUGUAAGGUCAGAACAAACAAGAAUGGACACAAUGAAAGAGAUAGAGAGGAUGAGAGUUGAAGCAGAGGCAAAGAGAGGAGAAAUGGAUCUUAAGAGAACUGAAAUCAUUGCUAAUACUCAGCUAGAGAUUGCUAGGAUAUUUGCAAGUGUCAAUAAAGGUGUUGAUUCCUCAUUAAGAAUUGGAAGAAGUUAAGGGUAAAUUAUGGAAGCUGAUCACAUGUUUCUAUGUGUAUAGUUCACAAUCAGCAUAAGGUAUAUUGAAGGAGAGGGAGAUUUAUAGUAACUAGUUAUAAUUCACCUAACCAGUGAAGAAAGU
Messenger RNA from Abrus precatorius (Indian licorice), 1360 nucleotides. Its product is annotated as trihelix transcription factor ASIL1-like. Gene Ontology annotation, molecular function: transcription cis-regulatory region binding. Bases 236 to 1237 code for a protein of 333 amino acids. The record is from RefSeq and is a predicted model, not a curated record. Lineage: Eukaryota; Viridiplantae; Streptophyta; Magnoliopsida; Fabales; Fabaceae. The transcript is spliced from 2 exons. Gene Ontology annotation, cellular component: nucleus.